AACCAAUUCUUCAGUGCAGAGUAGUCUCACUGGAGUCUGCCGCGGAGGAUCAUAAAACUCCAACUGUCAACUUUCAGAUUAACCGUUUUUUAAAUCUUUGAGCUUUGAAAAAUGGUUACUCUUCGCUUAGCUAGACAAAUAGGUAGAGCGAUUGUGAAAGCUAGUCGAAACACACAGCCAGCACGAGGCUGGUAUGACACUCACAUGGCUGCCGCCUCUCGCGCCAUCGCUGAACGAAUCCCAUUGGUCGAUGUCGUUCUCGAAAUCAGAGACGCAAGGAUUCCAUUAUCUUCAGAGUAUGAGCUGUUGAGGAAAUACAAGUCUUCUUCCAGACGAAUUGUAGUGUUGAACAAGAUAGACCUUGCUAACCGGUCACAAACGAAGGAUUGGUUGAGCUAUUUUGAGCAGAACAACUGUAUCUCUUAUGGAGUUAAUGCUCACAAUAAGGAUAGCAUGAGGCAGUUUUUGAACUUCUUACAAGCUCAAGUUAGAGAACUGAGGAAAAAAGACAAUUCUUUUACAACAACAAUGUUAUUGGUUGGGAUUCCUAAUGUUGGUAAAUCAGCUCUUGCCAACUCUUUGCAUCAAAUUGGGAGGACAAGUGCAGCAGAGAGGGGGAAAUUAAAACAUGCUACAGUGAGUCCACACCCUGGUGAGACAAAAGACAUUAGCAGCUUAAAGAUUGGAAGCCACCCCAAUGUAUAUGUAUUGGAUACUCCUGGUGUUUUGCCUCCUGAGAUUUCUGAUGAUGAGGUCUGCUCAAAGCUAGCUUUAACAGGAGCAAUUAGCAACUGUUUAGUUGGAGAAAAGGAACUUGCUCAAUAUUUUCUUGCUAUUUUAAAUUUGAGUAAAGAAUACAAGAAAUGGUCAAAAAAAAUUCACAAGGAAAAUGAGAUAACAUUGACAAACCAUGAAGCAGAAUGCUCAAGUGGCCUUGAAAAGAACAUGAAACGAAGAAGGCAAUACCCCACAGAUCAUACACAGGAUUUCAUAGUGAAUGAUGUUCGUCAAACUCUCUUUGAGAUAAUUUCAUCUUUUGAUGGUAACAUGGAUGAUGAAAAGGACUUGACAAGGCUUAUUGAAGCAGAGACCAUAGCCUUACAGGAAGCUUUCCGAAUUCCUGUGGACUUGAAUGAGGAUGCUCAUUACAAAGUGGCUGGCAAGUUACUGAAUCUAUAUCAUACUGGGCGACUUGGACACUAUACUUUAGAUUCUAUCUCUUGAAAAUGAAAAAUCUAUUGUUGUGACAAUUUAUAUCUGACAAAUGGAGAUUAUACAUUGUGUAUAUAUAAAAUGUUUUGUUGUACACCACAACACAUGAAAAAAGUAAUUACUUUAUUAGAACAAAAGUAAUUACACCAAGACUUGAACACUUUAAUUGACCACAAUGCACACCAAGUACUCACACUUUUAUUUU
This is a messenger RNA of Humulus lupulus (European hop), 1417 nucleotides long. Its product is annotated as DAR GTPase 2, mitochondrial. Lineage: Eukaryota; Viridiplantae; Streptophyta; Magnoliopsida; Rosales; Cannabaceae. The record is from RefSeq and is a predicted model, not a curated record. Bases 112 to 1224 code for a protein of 370 amino acids. The transcript has 8 exons. Gene Ontology annotation, molecular function: GTP binding; GTPase activity. Gene Ontology annotation, cellular component: mitochondrion.